AUGCCACCUCCAAACUCGGCUUCUCACGGAACUCCUGCCUUAUCGCCCACUGCCUCGGAUCAAUCGCGAUCGUCAUUUGCCUCCCCAGGCUCUGCGGAGAACGAUAACGCUCAUGACGAGAAUGUGAACUUUCUCCGCUCUCGCUCCCUUCUCUACAAUCCCCUAUUACCCUCACUCAGCCGACACCGCCGUCGGCGCUAUCAACCAAAUCCCCAGCCCAUGGAUGACGAAGAUCCGUGGGAUCGCAUGGAUAUUGACGAACCUGACCUUCGCCUAUCCGUGGAAAUCAACCGUCGCAUCCCUAUCGUUCGUCGCCAGCGCGACCAUCCCCACUCUCACAAUAUGCCCAACUACGAAAGUCGCCGAACAAAUCCACGGUCUUUGUACGGCUGGGCCCCCGGCUCCGAUGAUGAAGAUGAAGACCCCCGUCGCCUUGAAGAGUCGGAAGACGACCAGCUACAACUCCAACCGUUCCCCCACGGCUACUCAAUCCACAAUGUAUCGUCAACUCGAGCACGCGAAUCCUUGCCCACCGGUCGCACGCCGCCGAUAUCAAAUGGAGAUGAACCGUCAGAAGGAAGCAGUCGAUCUCGGGAUUCGCCCAUCCCGACUAUGGAAGCCCUGUUGCAGUCGAUGAGGCCACAUCCCAGGUUACCGCGGAAUAGAACCCUAGAGAGUUAUCUGCUGGAUCGGUAUACUCGUUCAAGUGAUAAUGCGGAAGAAACCGAGCGAACAGGUGCUUCGUCCUCGUCAAGGGCAUACCGAUACCGUCCUUCCAGCCGGGGCGACUCCCAGCGCGUUCUCACCCACAGCGACUUGCGCGCUCGAGCUGCUGCACAUCGCCAGCUUCACUCAACAAGUUCUGCAGACUCGAUGUUGAAAAAUACUAUCAACUAUCUCGAUCGUCUCCGCUACUCAAACUCCUUCGAAGAAAGUAUCAGCUCGGCCGCCGCAACCGGAUUCAUCUCAUUAGACAACUUCUCAUGGAAGGACAAUGACUUUAUUCUUGAGACUAGUAGCAUCGCACCGCCAGCGACCUGCUCCUGGCUUCGACCCGGAGCCAUCUUCUCGGGUUGUCAACGGGCGGCGAAUGCCACCUGCCCUGUGCUGUCUCAGCGAGUUUCAAGCCCACACGGCCCUAGUGAACCGGUGAUUGUCAACAGCAGCGAUAGCAGCGCACGUAUCAGUGUACAUACCACCUCCGGACGACGAUACCUGGCUAAUACACGAGACGAGAAUUGGCCCGUAAAAGUCACCAUUCACAACAUCAACUACGAGGACAUGACUCUGUCGGGUACGAUGGAGGCCUAUAACAUUCCCGACAAGACAUCACCCACGCAUGAUGCGCACAUCGUGACAUUCCUGGAAGGUGAAAUCAUCGAUUUCAACAAGCACACUUUGGAGACAAAGAACUUCAAAGCGGACGCCGAUAUCGACAGCACGUACUGGCGAGAAUUGCAGCCGUUCAAAGACCUCACAGAUACCGAGAUCUCCAAGAACCUCGUCAGUAGGAAAUGGAUCACCGAGGAAUUGGCGAAGGGGUGGAUCCUGAUGCGUUGGAAGGAACGGUGCUUCAUCACUCCCACCGAUUCGCGUCAGGGUCUCACAAUAUCCGGGUUCUACUAUAUUUCUCUCAGUCGUGAUGACGGUCAGGUUGAGGGUCUCUACUACGAUCCUGGCAGCUCGCCCUAUCAGCAACUGUCAUUAAAACCGGAAACUGUGAAGAUGGUUCGUCCGUCCUACACUUUCCGGUAG
Penicillium atrosanguineum is the source of this 1755-nucleotide messenger RNA. Its product is annotated as GID4/VID24 family protein. The transcript is spliced from 3 exons. The record is from RefSeq and is a predicted model, not a curated record. Bases 1 to 1755 code for a protein of 584 amino acids. Gene Ontology annotation, biological process: protein catabolic process in the vacuole; proteasome-mediated ubiquitin-dependent protein catabolic process; protein targeting to vacuole. Lineage: Eukaryota; Fungi; Ascomycota; Eurotiomycetes; Eurotiales; Aspergillaceae. Gene Ontology annotation, cellular component: GID complex; extrinsic component of membrane.